This is a messenger RNA of Solanum verrucosum, 1040 nucleotides long. RefSeq names its product probable 2-oxoglutarate-dependent dioxygenase AOP1. Lineage: Eukaryota; Viridiplantae; Streptophyta; Magnoliopsida; Solanales; Solanaceae. The record is from RefSeq and is a predicted model, not a curated record. Gene Ontology annotation, molecular function: dioxygenase activity. The coding region runs from base 58 to 1014 and encodes 318 amino acids. The transcript is spliced from 3 exons.
ACAACAACCACAUAAACAAGUAAACAACAAAGUGAUUUUAGAAAAAAAGAAAAGAGGAUGGAUUUGAAGGUUCCAACUAUAGAUUUUAGGAACUCAUCAGAGUGGAAAAAAGGAAGUGAAAAAUGGAAUUUAGUGAGAGAUGAAGUUUUCAAAGGUUUAGAAAAAUAUGGUUGUUUUGAGGCUAUACUUGAUGGAGAAAUUCCAAAAGAAAAACUAUAUGAAAAGUUGAAACAAGUUUUUAAUUUCAAUUUGGAGGAAAAAUUUGGAAAAUCACAAAAUGUGUUGGUAGGUUAUACUAGAGAUAAUCCUAGAACACCACUUCAAGAGAGAAUGAUGAUUGGCAAUGUCCUCACUCAUAAUGCAAUUGAGAACUUCUCCUACAUCCUUUGGCCUAAGGGAGACCCUCAAUUCUGUGAUUUGGUGCUUGGUUACUCCAAGAAAUUAUUAGAAUUUGAUGAUAUGGUAAGAAUAAUGGUAUUUGAGAAAUUGGGGUUGGAAAAAUACUUGGAUGAGCACAAAAAAUCAGGUGAUUACUUACUUAAUUGUAUGAAGUACAAAGUGCCUAAAGCUGAGGAGACAAAUGUUGGAGUACCUCCUCAUACUGAUAAAAUCAUUUCAACAAUUUUAAGCCAACAUGAUCAACAUGUUAAUGGGCUUCAAAUUUUGGACAAAAAUGGACAAUGGCUUGAUCUUCAAUACUCAUCACCUCAUUCAUACAUGUUCUUUGUUGGUGAUUGUUUGAAAGCAUUUACAAAUGGUAGGCUGCAUUCUUCUACUCAUAGAGUUAUUAUGGGAAAUGAAGAGAGGUUUUCUAUGGGUUUUACCAAAAUUCCUAAAGAAGGGUAUAUCAUAAAAGCACCAGAGGAAGUUGUUGAUGAAGAUCACCAUUUGCUUUACAAGCCCUUUGAUGGUUCCAAAUAUCUUCCAUUUUAUAUGUCAGAGGGUAAACGCGGCGUUGUUGCAACUCUCGAGAGCUUUUGUGGUGUCUCAGCUAAUACUCCAAACUUGUCUUGAUACAGACUUUUGAUUGUCCGCCCCUC